GAACGAGAGCUUACAAUCAGCUAACUCUUAUCCACCACCUUUAUUACUUUUCAAAGUUCGACAAACCGAAAGCCUGAGUUGUCUAGGUACACACCCUCUCUAGCCAUGUUCUCCAUCAGCCAUGCUCUUGCUGCGACGGAUGCCGUCAAGCUCUCUAUUGAAAAUGCAAUUCAGAAUGGAGACUUCGUCACCAACCACGCUGAGGAGGUCGAGUCUCGUGCUGCGAAACACAAGGCCUUAAAAACACUAGACCAGGCUGUUGACGUAGUAGACUCUACUCUCGCAAAGCUUCGAAAGAACGUUGCAAAACGACAUGGGACUACACCAGUUGCAACUACUUUCCGUGCUUCCAAGGUUUCCGCUCCGACAAAGUUCUUUGGCCGUACGGCUACAGCGGCGGCAUCCUCAAAUGACAAGGUCAAAGAUAUGAUAAAGACCAUGUCCGCUGAGAAAGGCGACGCUGGAAAUCCCACUCUUGCUAAUUCUGUUCCCACAUUGACAGAAAUGGCCAACAAGACAGCGCCCAUCAUAGAUAACUUUGAUUCAGUUUUGAAAAAACCAUACCUGGACCAGUUCAGCGCUAUUCUAAACACGGUACCUGUGAUCGGCCUGAAGGAUCAGACGAUCAUGUACGUGAAUAAGACGCGUAACUCAAUCCCUCUUCAACCCCCAAUCGAUCAGUGGGCAGUGUUCAGCAGUCUCCCUUCAGGAGUCACGGUUGGCCCCGAUGAUAAAGUUCAUUUCUUCCCGUACAAAGGUGACUUCUACAUGUCAAUUGGAAAAAAGGUCUGGUACAAGAAACAUCGCGAGGGCGUCAAAGGAGGCAUUGCUGGAGACCCAGAGCUGGCAAAGGCUGUGGAUAAUUGGCCAUACAUGUACAACAAUGACUGGAUUCAUGUUGGCGACCAAGCCCUACCAGAAGAUGACCUGAUCGCAGUCAUGCCGUACACGGUACUAUCAGCAGAUCACUCUGCCAUCGAGUUUCACCUCAUCCUACUCAACCGAGACUCGACUUUGCAGGUUCUCACCGGCGACUCGAUCAAGGAUACAAAUGAAUUCGCGAAUCUGAGCUUCAAGGCUUCUCAGGAAAGCGCAUCUAGGCCGCAGUGGCAGUUGAUGACCUAUUGGAACGACCAACUGGUCGGCUAUGACAGCGAGCAGAAUUUCUGGGAUCUUAAGCCCGAUUUUGGUGGCCGCAGCUACACUGCCUCAGACAAGACAAAGCUUCCAGAGCCUAUCAGUGGACUGACUGCGACCGAACAAGGUCCAGUUGCCAUCCGUGCCGAUGGCCAGCUGUGGAAACGCCUCGUUGAACCACCCAAGAACGACGACGACCCCGGUAGCUAUUCUUGGAAGGCCUGGAUCAAGGUUGACGGCGUGAAGAACAUUGGAGUGGCAUCCCCAGGAGUAUUGCUUGACCUUAAUCUCCUGACUAGUACACUCCAGUCUCGUUAUAUCGAGACUCAAACUGCGGUCAUUCCACUGAUGAACAAGAUGCGCUCAUUUGGCAUGACUCACGCUGUCUAUCUCAAGAGUUUGAACGAAGCGGCCAACACAUGGAUCAACAACCCUGAUGAUGCUGCAAAGCAGGCGGAUGCCAUCAAGCACGGGAAAGGAUUUGUAAACCACGCCAUGGUAUGGGCUAAAAUCCUUGGAAGCGCUGCCGACAGCGCGAAGACCCCGGUAAAUGUCAUGGCCAGUCAAUUAAAAGACGUCGAAGCACAGCUCGAGAUUCUGCUCACUACCCUUCAGACCAAGCUCGCCGGGUUGAAAGCAGCCUUAAAAGUGGACGAAGACUACCUCAGCAAGCUUCAAGCCGCUUUAUGGGGCUCAAUCGCUGCGAUGCUGUUAUCAAUCGUUGUAGCCGUCAUCGGCGUUACGACCAUGAAUCCGUGGGUCUGCGCGGCGGCUGGUGCUCUUCUCGCCGGCGGUAUUUUAGGUGCUUGUUUGCUGGCUACAAAGAUGGGUGAAGUAGCCGCACGAAUUUCAAACACCGAAUCCCAGAUAACCACCACGCAGACGGCAAUCAACGAGUUAUCCACGGUAGUUGACAGCUUCCAGAACAUAAGUGAACUUUACAGUACAUUGAACCAAUUCUUCGGACGAAUGACUCUAGAUGCGGCUACUCUAAAGGAUAUGGAUGAUGCGACAGCCUUGCAACUUGGAGCAGAAGUUCUGGCAGAUACAUCUUCUAUCGACGCUGCGGCUUCGAUGACUGAAGACAUCACCAAGGCUUGCACUGCAUAUCUGGAUGUACUCAGUAGGCAGGGUAUCAAACUACCUACUGUUGAAUUUGCUGCUCUGAAUGCCGUACCACACCCUGUGCGCUUGAUGGCAAAGGCUCGCUCAACUGAUGACCGAUUCCACGAUACCGUCGAGAGCGCCCAAGCCGCCCUGUCCGAAGGCCGACAUGAAGACUAUUUUAAAACUAUUCAACGCGCGGCCGUUCUUCACGAGGCCAGUCUUUCGAUGGAACAUUUCGCACAAGUGUCCACCGGAAUCUGGGCAGAUAUUCCAGCCCUUACUAAUGCCGGUGCCAUGUGGGCUGGAUUGAACAAGCAUCUGGGAGCAAAUAGCUCAGCUAUACCAUUAUUCGUAGUCUCAAGCUCUAUUGCAGGUGCUAACGAGGUAGAAGGUAGUCUCAAUGAAUGCCGGCCUCAGGUGAUUUCGUUGAUGCGGCAGACCCUACAGCUCGCAGAAGUGUCGCAAAGCUGGGCCGAAAAAUACCCAACUCUCCCUGAAGAUGCCCAGAAGCUAGAGGCGCAGAAGUAUCAGGAUGAGGCCAUCAAAGCCUGUCAGGCUGCAGAAAACAGCUCUGCAAAAGCGAACAACGCAUUCAUCGACUUGAAUAACAAGGCACAAGCUUUCCAGCGAAGCCUGGACAGCCAAAUUGGCGCCCGGAAAGGCCAAAUUAAUGCUGCAAAUGCAAAUGCUAACGCCUUGAAGAGAAAUUUGUCUCCUCCGUGGUAUGUGUAUCUGGGAGGGUUAGUUACCAUAGGCGUAUGGAUGGCCACCGAGACCGCUAAGAUCAACGAUCAACUUAAUUCCACGGUCGACCACCUGAAUAGCAUGAUUUCUGAACUCACCAGCGCGAAAUCAAGUGGUAUCAACUUUGACGGCGAAUCUUUGACAUGGCAAGACAUGGUUCAGAAUGUCAGCCAUGACAUGUUCUUCAUCUACAAUAUCCUCACGGGCGUUGAGGGACAAUUGAUGGAAGAUCCAAAUCUUUAUGCCUCGUACAUCAAGGUUGAAUGGUCUCAGCUUGCAGAGAAUGCCAACAACGUGCUGACAAUCCUUGGAGCCCACAGCCCUGCCACUCUGUUUACUGUACAAGGAUCGGGCUUGAAGAAGCUACGGGCCGUCUCAAGGAGCACUUCGACUGGCGAUAAGAAGAAACUUAUAGCGUCUGUUUCCUCAAGCGGCAAGCUUGGUAGUACGCUGGCGACUCAAUCGAAACAAUGCCAGGAUGCUUUCAAGCAAAUCAAUAUAGUUCUUGGUCUGCCAUGGAUUCAAGAUGUCGUUGGAUAUUGGGAUGACACCAAAACGAGCAAGGCUACUCUGUUCGAUAUUACUGCCAACCUGAAGCGAGAGUAUGCGCACAUGAUCGGCAUGGAAUACGACACGGUUCAGAAGCUCUACAGCCUCUCUAUUUUGCAGAGCGCCCGGGCUCAAAAUGUACAGAACGGCAAGCUGCCCAUGAAUGUCUUCAUCAAUUAUACUCUGACUUCGCUGUGUGCGGCGCUGAAGUCGGCUCAAAGCACUUCUCAAAAGUUCAAAGACAGUGCCAAAGACUUUGAAAACAUCGUGAGCAUCAUCUCAAAGAAUAUCGACGACAUAAGCAGUAAGAUCGCAGGUCUCGAUACCAAGAUUGAUGAGGCGAACAAGACCCUUCGUGAUAAGAUCAUCGGGGAGAUUGCCGACGUCAUCGCAAUCGCCUUCGCAACCGGCGCCUUGCUCGUCGCUCUCGGCGUUUUUGGUCCUGUCGGAGCCGCUGUGGCGCUGGGCACCAAGAUCUCUGCGACUGCGACCCUGACAGCGGCGAGCAUCAAGCUUAUACUUGACAGCCUCAGCAUAGACGACAUUGUCAAGACCAUUGAGGCGUUGAAGGCCACCCGAAAGGAUCUCCAGACUUCCAAGGAGAAUCUUACAAAGGUCAAGCCUUUCUUCACGAACAUCGCUCAGGGCGUUGAUGCCCUCACCGACACCGUGACUGACAUGGCCACAACGUUGCAGAAUGUCAAUGACAAUAUCGACAUCUGGAAGGAGGUUGCACUUACCAAGGAUGAUGUUGCUGAAAUCCAAAAGAGUUGGGAUGAAGUCAAAGACGAUUGUUUAGUAUGGAUGGAUAUGGUUCAUGGCCAAGGAAUCAAUCCUGUCACCAUGUCUGUGGCAAUUUGAAAGUGCAGAUAUGUGUAUUUAGUUCUUGAUCCUGAAAAGUAUCUCAAUUCAUUCACUUUGCUAAAGCUCUA
Molecule: messenger RNA, 4469 nt
Organism: Botrytis cinerea B05.10
Lineage: Eukaryota; Fungi; Ascomycota; Leotiomycetes; Helotiales; Sclerotiniaceae
Exons: 6
Coding region: 106-4398 (1430 amino acids)
Source: RefSeq, a predicted model, not a curated record